Oldenlandia corymbosa var. corymbosa is the source of this 2463-nucleotide messenger RNA. The record is from the annotation of a GenBank genome assembly. NCBI's taxonomy places the organism in Eukaryota, Viridiplantae, Streptophyta, Magnoliopsida, Gentianales, Rubiaceae.
AUGGCGGCAAAUCAACAGGAAACAUAUGUCCGUGCUCGCGAUGAUCCUUAUUUUGAAGGAAUGAGAAGGGGAGAGGCAGCAACAGUAAUCAAAGGUAGGAAUGUUACUUCAAAUGUGAAGCUUCAAGGUGGAAUUGGACGAACAGCCUCAGAUAUUAGCUCCAGGCGAUCCAGAAAGAUUAUUGGCCAAUUACUUGAAAAUCCUUUAUACAAUCUACCACCAGAGACAUCAGCAGCUACUGUUGCAGACACUUCUUAUGGCAAUGCACCUUCUGCAAGAUGGUCGAAGAUUCCAGAAACUUCUCUAUCCCCUUUGUCAGAUACCCAAUCAGCACUCAAGUUUGAGGUGAAGGAUCUCAAUCACUCUCAUAAAGAAUCCUCUCCAUGUAGAGAAAAUGAGGAGCGCAACACGCUAAUUUGUUUUACAAAGCCCGCACUUGAGAAAUCAUACAGCAUAAAUGAAGGAAGAACUAAUCUCUCAAACGUUUUGCUUCCUCCAUCAGCAGCGACAUUUUAUAAUGGGCAUUCCCCACUCAUGGAAGUUGUUGAAUCAUGUGAAAGCAUCUACAGACUGAAUAUGUACCUGAAAGAUAAAAAAGAUGAUAUUAGUGCUGGUGUGCCAGGGAAGUUCUUGCAUGCCGUGAUUGGGCCAGAUAUCUGUGAUGUAGGAUCUGUUGCUUCAACCAUCAUGUAUGCCUUUUACCUGAGUGAAUGGGGUAAGAACACUCAGUUCUGUACUGUGCCUGUUAUCAAUAUGAAUAGAUCAGACAUUAAUUCGCGUGCUGAGCUCAAGUGGCUGUUCGAUUCAUGCCUUAUUGAUCAUUCAUCCUUGGUGUUUCUUGAUGAGAUUGACUUGUCAUAUUAUGAAAUAUUUGGAAGUCUUAAGCUAGUUUUGUCGAACUGCAACCAGCUUUCAGCAAAACAGGAGGCAUUAAAAGAAUCCUUGGUUGAGAUCUUCAGUUGUGGGCAGCACGGGAACACCAAUACUUACCCUUGGGUUGAAAAUAUCACUAUGGCUGAGGAAGCAUCCUGUUGUACGGUCAUCGCGGAAAAGUUUCUACUCACUGCACCAGAGAUAUUGUCGGGGCAAGGAUUUUCUCGGCUUCUGCUAUCGGGCAUUCUAUUGGACACUGGAAAUCUGGGAGAUUCUCAGACUACGUCCAAAGACAAGUACAUGGCGACCUUGUUGAUUAAUGGCGCUGGCCGUUAUGGUUGCAAUGGUCUUUACCAGCUAUUGAGAUAUAUGAUGUAUGACAAGUGUGACCUCAAAGUGGGGGAUAUUCUUCAGAAAGAUUUUAAAAAAUUGACAAGAGUAGGUAAGAUAGAUGGUGGCAAUUCUCGGAUAACGGUUUCAAACUUUGGAAUGAGUUCCAUUGGACUACCAAUCGUACAUCUACUCUCACUUGAUUCAACUUCAAGUACUGAGAUAACACAUUUCCAACGCAUGGAGAAGCUCUCGGUGCUUGCAAUUGUUUCAGGAUAUUUUGAUACUGAAAAGAAUUUUAAGAGGGAAAUUCUGUUCUCUGCGGAAUCAAGUGAACUCAGAAAGUUGAUUCUGUUUAUCAAAUCAAGCGCAACUGACCUGCCUCUUAAAGUUUUGCAUCACCCAGGUUUGAAAGGUGAGAUGAAAGCCUUUGAAAUCACCAAGUUGAAGCACUACGGUCACAAGAACCCUUUGCACAUAGCAGCAAUGUUAGGCCAUGUGCGAUUUGUCGAAGCCAUUCUGAGAUACGAUUCAUCAUACCAGAUGUGUUUGGCUCGUGAUGAAGAUGGUAGGAACCCUUGUCACCUUGCAGCAAUGUAUGGCAGAUUGGGAGUUUUGGAAGUUUUCAUUAGGCCGGAAUUGAUUCAGGCGGCGUUGGAGAAAUCGGAUGGAGGAGGGAACAUUUUGCAUCUCUGUGUCAAGUACAAUCAGUUGGGAUCGUUGAAACUCCUUCUGAGCAAGCUGAAAGAUGCUCGUUUUGUGAAUGCAAAGAAUGAUGAUGGAUGUACCAUUCUUCAUAUGUCCACUUACUCUCACAAGAAACAGAUAAUUGAAUAUCUGUUGGACAUUACCAAGGAAGGAGUAGUGCAGAUGCAUGUGAAGAAUGAGGAUGGAGAAACAGCAUUGGACCUUCUGUUAAGGCGUAAAGUCGAUGCGAACGACGAAAUGUACCUGGAAACUUUAAAGUCUUUCCAGAAAGCUAAAGCGCUGAAAGGCAAUGCAGUGAUUGAUUGGGAUGCUAAGCGAGAGGAGUGGUAUGAACAGAGCAAACAGACAGUAAUGCUUGUGGCCUCGCUUAUAGCCGGUAUGGCAUUCGCAUUCGGGGUAAACCCGCCUGGCGGUACUGUGUUGGUGAACGUAGGAGAAGGUUCAAACGCGCCCAAAGUGAUAAAACCAGUGUAUCUCUCAACUCUAUCCUCGAAUUUACGAAGAGAUGAUCGUACUGAACGCUAUUUGUUUUGUUUUGUCGUUCGCCGAUAA